Xyrichtys novacula (pearly razorfish) is the source of this 6605-nucleotide messenger RNA. Lineage: Eukaryota; Metazoa; Chordata; Actinopteri; Labriformes; Labridae. The record is from the annotation of a GenBank genome assembly.
ACUCCUUCUCUUGCCUCUGCGCUCUUGACGUUGGGUGUCUUCCCUGGUGGAGCUUCAGUAUUUACAACAAUAUUAUCAGAAGCCUGUCCGGGGUUCGUGUCCGUCACGGACAGACAGAGACACAGACGGUCAGUGAGACACCUUUAUCAUGUUGAUCCGGUUCGUGUCGCGUGUCGCCUCCUCCUCGUGUUUGGACUUCUUCUGAACCUUUUUGGAGACGUUUCCUAUAAUGUUGGCGACUGACAUCCGUCUACUGUGUGUGCACUGCAGUGGUGCGCAGCUUCGCCUGGAGAAACACCUGUGCGCCUCUCCUCUCCAACGGCCACAGUCAUGAAUGUUGAGUAGGUACGGAUCCAGCACCUGAGCACGAGCCCACGCAGCAAACAUCCACGGAGUGCAUGAGGUCCGUGUCUGCGGUCUGUGGUUGUUUACGGUGGCUCAUUAUUGAUGGUUACAGACCGUCACUUUGGAUGGCAGCUCGGCCUCUGCGCGGAGGCAGAGGAGCGUUUGAGAGAUGAUGAUGAUGAUGAUGGUGGUGAUGAUGAAGGGUUAAAGAUGGGUUCAUGGUUCGGGUUUGUUUGUUGGCCGGUCUUUCCUUAAAGCAGAGAGUGGGGGAGGUGGGGGACGUCUUGGUGCUGUCAGACAGGAUGUAGGGGAGGAUCUAUUGGAGCAGGAUUACCCGACCAUUUUUGGUGAGAGAGCAUCGUGGACUUCUGAUCACAGUUGACGCAUUGCACUCCUCGCGUUUUGGCUGCUGGUCUGUAAUAAUUAUAUAAUCAGACUCAUGUAAUCGAGCCUUUUCCUUUUUUCUUCAACAGCAUACGGUUACAGAGAGUACCGUCGCCCCCUCCCUCCCCCCAAGGAUCCAUUUAUGCAGCUCUCCCGCUGAGCAACCUCUGAAUGCCAAUUAUAAAUGUGGGUGGGCAUCAACAGUGUUCAAGUUUACAUAAUUCUGUUUGGGGAGCCCUCAGAGUGUGCGUGGUGCGCUCAAACACAGAAAAGGGGGAGAUUUUGGUUAAAUGCAGCAAUGUGCCCAUGACUCAUGGGUUUUAUAGUGUGCUCCACAAGGUGUGUGUGUGUGAGAGUGUGUGUGUGAGUCCCUGAAAUGUGUUCAAAGUGUGUGAGAGAGGAUGUGAGGUGCAGUCAUUUUGAAGUCCACGGUGUGUGUGUGGGUGAGUGAGUUCAAGCAGGUGUGUUUUACAUGAGGUUCAUACAAGAUGAGGAUUUUCUGUCCAGUUUUUAACCCUCCUCAUGUGUUCAGGUCUGCACCAACGAGGUUUUUGAUUUUAAAGGCUUAAAAGAAACACUUAAAUGAGCUUUUUUGCAUCAAGACUUUAUGACUUUGUCAGGAACCUCUAUGUCAGGGGUGGACGACCAUGUGCCAUGGAGAGCCGAGAGCCAAAACUCCACCAGGUGAUUUCACUGAUUAGUCCCUGCUCUCUGCUUGGAGGUAAUCAGUGAAAUCACCUGGUGGAGUUUUGGCUCUCAGCUCUCACAUGGUUGUCCACCUCUGCUCUAUGUCAACAAAAUAAAAAUAAAACAACAAAAUCGACUUAAUUAUAAAAUGCUCUUAUGGCACUUGUCGUGUUAGGAUCGCUGUUGACCCGGUCUGAUCAAUAUCUAAUAAUUAGAGCCAAAACUGAAAUCAUAAAAGCACUGUCAGGCACCGCACUGACAGUCAGAUCCUCUUCCAAUCAUUUGAGAUUUAGGAAAUUCUCAUUUUUCCGUAUUUUUCUCUGCACAAAAAAACAACGUCAGGCAUGUCCAGACAUUCGUUUAUCUGACAGGGACAGUACAUCAGGCAUUGUUGCAUCUGAUUAAAGAGUAACAGAUGCUGUGUAUGCAGGACUUGAUACAUAAACCACUAAAUAGAAACUAAAAUUACAGCACGUGAGAUUAAUUCAGUAUAGAUGUCUGUAUGAGGGGUAUACUGACAAAGAAAGGCCCACAACAAAAACUAUCAUAAGCAAUAUUUUCAUGGAUAAUGAAGCCGAACAAGAUAACCUAGAGAUGAGAAUCAAACUGGAUGAUAGAGAAUUGUUUUUAGUGUAAUUUACAGCUGAUUUAAGACACAGGUCAAAACCGAUCCUUAACAUGGUGGGUGCGUAGUAAAAGCUAACACAGGAGGAAGGUUAAAGAGGAGGAUGAGUUUGACCGGUGAAAAGUCUGACAUCAGUUCCUGCAUCGCUCCAACUCUCUGCAAACGAACACUUAAAAAGAGCAUCAUUAUCAACAGCAGCAUCCUCUUCUUGUGAGGUACAGUCCGCUGUCUCUUCUGAUCAUCCUGUUUCUCCUUCUGUCUUUGUUUUUCAGAGAGCAGAUCACCCUAAGGCGCGGUGACUGUCUGCUUUUGUCUAAAAGAGCAAGAGAGGGAGCAGCAGCAGCACAAAUACCGCACAGCCGCACAUCAUGCACGGAGAAAGCUUCCCUCGCUGCAGAGUGCUGAAAUGUUAGCACAGAAGAGCAAGAGUGUCAGAUCAAAUCAGCAGACUGUGUACAUUAGGGGCGGCGAUAAGAGCUGCCUGACACUAGACUCCCUAACGCCCUGCGUGUGGUUUAAGGCCCCUUUCAAUCACCAUCGAGGGGAGACGCGUUAACUGAUCUCUCAUCAGCACUUUCUGUUCUUCUGUCAGAUUCAGCGUUCCCGCGGCGAGCAGAGAUGGAGUGGUCACUAGAGAAUGUGAGGGAGAUGGUGGCGGGAGGGAUGCAGUCUAUAAGGGAGUGCGAGGUCUGUGCUUUCGCCAUAGGCAUGUGCGUGCUGCUUCUCUUUAUGUGGUAUUGUUACAGGGUGGGCCGGGAGCACGGGUCCAGCCCUCUGCGUGGGAGGUACCUGUCAGGGCCCGGCCGGAUUGGAGGGGUGGUUGGGGGCUUCAUGAGUUCAGACUGCCGUGGCCGGGGCAAAGGGAAGCACGGGUCUUUGCUGGAGGAGCAGAAUGGCUUCGCUUUCUGCCAGUCCUCCGAGUGCUUUCGCUGCACCAGCGCAGGAGAGAGUCUGAACCAGAGACUCUACCACAGCCUGCAGGAUUACGCCAAGAGGUACACCUGGUCAGGUAUGGGCCGGGUGCACAAAGGAGUCCGAGAUCAAGGCAGGUACCUGAACAGCCGACCCACGAUUCAGCGACCAGAAGUCUUCUUCCUCCCGGACCUGCCCUCAGCCCCCUUCUUCUCCAGAGAGAUCCAGAGGCAUGACGUGGAGCUGCUGGAGCAGAGCUUCCCCGCCCUCCUGGCCGAGUUUGAGAGCAUCUACCACCAGCCUCCGGCCCGCAGCGGCUCCUCCCUCCCACCUGGGUGGAAAGCGAACAGCACUCCUCGUGGGCAGUGGUGGACCUACUACCUGGUCAACCAAGGCACCCCCCUGGUUCUGAAUGUGAGGAGGUGUCCCAGGGCCUGGAGGGUGCUGGGCCAACUGCGCACCUUCAUCGCCAACAACGUGUUCGGAAACGCCUGCUUCUCUGUGCUGACGCCCGGCGCCCUCAUCUCUGAGCACUACGGUCCAACUAAUGUCAGACUGCGCUGCCACCUGGGUAAGAGAGCGAGCUGUUCGGGGAGUUGAAACUGAAUCAGGCGUGUGAUGUCUGAUGGCUCGGUGUGUAUUCAUCCUGACACGACAGCAGUUGAUUACAGUAAUGAGCAUAUUUAACUGGAGCGGUUCAGCUCAGGGAAUCAGCUGCUGUCGUGUUUUGACUGAAAAUCUGCGUCCUCUUAGAGCAGGACACCACAUGGAGGAGAAUUUGUGUCUUCUGCUCAAAUUUGUCUGUUUUUGCUGCACCUUAGCUUUGAUUCUAUUUCCACACUGUGUCCUGUGUGAUGUCUAUGAAUAGAGAUUUAAUUGUUGUGCAGGCAUCACUGUUUUUGAGGAGCUUUCAGACGGCGUAUUGUAAUAAAACAGGAUGCUCUAAGUGAAGGUUUUUUAGUCUACCUGGCAGGUUGCUAAGCAACACAAACUGCUUUAAAUGCACUCAAUCCGUCGGUCCCAUAAUAACACAUGGAUGGACUUGUUCUGUGUGUGUCUGGCAGGUCUCAGAGUGCCCCCUUCCUGUGAGCUCGUGGUCGGUGGAGAGCCACAGUGCUGGUCUGAGGGCAGCUGUCUGCUUUUCGAUGACUCCUUCCUCCACAGGGCCUUCCACGAGGGUAAGAGGGGAUUAAAACCUAAUCCUGUGUUCACUCCUUCCCCUUUUAUUUAUUUAUUCCUUGAAGGAUUGGCCUUAAAAUGGCCCACAUCAGCAUCACCAAGGAAAUCUCUCAGCUUGAAACAAAAAGUGUUUGAAUCUUACCGUUUUUCUCUGUUUUCAUUUUUCCAGGCGGCGCCGAGGACGGCCCCAGAGUGGUCUUCAUGGUGGACCUUUGGCACCCCAACGUGGCCGCCGCCGAGAGACAAGCCUUGGAUUACAUUUUUACUCCGGGCCGCUUAGAAGACAGAGAAGGGAAAUAGGUGUGAGUGAGAGAAACCAUGUCUGACCACGAGACGGAUUGAUUUGAGGGAAGUGUUUGUAGGAUUGGGGGAGCAACUUCUUUUUCUGCCUCCAGACCAGCGUUCAUAUUCACUGUGUACAUAUUCUCCGUCUCAUACGAUAUCUCUCAUAACUCUUAGAACUGAUGAUCAAACAUUGGGCCUCUUUUAUUAGACAUGCUGUUGUGUCUGUAAAGCUGCGAUAGAGUAACCACACCUAGAAAAUACUUACCAUGUAGGUAGACAGUUAUGGGAUUUAUAUUUGAGCGAGGGCUUGGACAUUUAAUGUAAAGCUUAAAGCUAAACUUUCAGCUGAUAAAAUGUUGGAUAUUUUGAUUGUAAAUUAACUGUUUUGACUUAAAGUUCUGUCGUCUUAAAUGAAAGUGUUUGUUGAUUUGUCAUCUUGUUUAUAAGGAUCUAGUUUGAUUAGCAAAAGAAGCCAAUUUGAGCUCAAAAAAACUGCAGAUUCACAACUUUGAGACAACUUAUAAUCUUAAAAAAAAAGGACAGUCAAAUCAGUAAAUGCUGGUUGUGCAUGUAGAUUUCCAUCCCUCUUCCUUUUUGCCACUUUAAAGUACUGUAAUAUGACAAACGGCUCCCAGCAUGAAAAAUAAUAAUGUCUUUCUGUCUCUCUGUUUUGCUUCAGAACAUUCAUAUUUCCAUUGGCAAGCCUACUCUGUUAACUAAACAUGAACUGGAGCCACAGACGAAGCAUUUAUGCCUCUAGACUGUUUGUAUGAAGUACCGGUGAUGUGAUUUAACACUUAACCUCUGAGGAUUAUCACCAAUUGUUUUAUAAUUACUCACAUACAUUUCCACAAGGGCUAAGAAAUCUGAUCAUUCAACUUUCACUCCGCAUACUCAAUCAUACGCUCGUCACGCUCGACGUAACGGUCGGUUUGUUUGCAUAUUUCAGGAGGAAGAGAAUCCCAGUUUAGAUUUGAGACGAAUCAGCCGCCUGGGUUUUUAUGAAUGGGUGUAAAAAUGUCUUUCUUGUAAAUUUGUGACACAUUUCUAAGGAUUGUAGUUCAUGUUUACGUUCGAUCACAGCUACAAGGCAGGUCAGUUUGAGGCCUCCUGUUCAAAGCCCACAUAAAGAAGCCAAGAAUGAGCAAUAGCUGCAUAGUGGCUUUAAUGGUAAACAAACGCAAGAUCGUUCUGUCGGAAUAAUCCGAAGUGAAUUUGCCUGUUAGUUUUUAAAAAAGGAAAUUAAUGAUUCAUGCAUGUCUCCUUUACAUUUUCAAAAAGACAACCAGGCGUGUUUUAAUAACUGAGGUCCAAUGUCGAUCAUGAUAUGAAUGUUUACAGACGCAGCUGAUCUCUCUCUGUUUUGACUCCUGCUGCUGCUGCUGGUGUGGUAGUUUAUCGUGCUCCCCGUUCAAAAAAUAAGAGAAAACCAAUCCUGCUUUCAGAGACAUGGUUAGAAAAGCACAUUUUUAGGUCCAGUCGUGUGAGUCGGCCUGUGCUGUGUGACACUGGAGAUGAAGAAGUGUUUUUGGUAAAUUUACUAAACUCUUGUUAUUUGGUUGCAUUUGAUAUCAGGUUUGUAUUUCUGUACAUAGGGUAGAGGCUCAAAAAAGAAUGAUCUGAGAUGUUCGACAUGAUUGUCCUCAAUGCUAUAACUAUUGUGUGGUCUUGAUUUGCAGCUAAAGAGAGUGCAUUUCUGAAAAAAAAAAGAAUAAAUAAAUAAGCCAACCAUGAACUCAUUUUGAUAGGUUACAAUUUGUAGAUUCUGUAAACUGUUUAUGAAGUACUAUCUCUGUUGUUCUGUGACGUAUUUCUUUUUGGUUUUGCAGCGCCACAAAGUGUAAACGGUAAUGCAAAUAAUCCUCUGCAGCUUUAAAAGGUCCAUCGCAAUUCAAGAUCCCAUCCAUCCAAUUCUAAUGUUUACAAAAGUAUGAUUAUUUACAAGCUGUUUACAUCAGAAGAGACCGACACUCACAUUGAGCUGUCCAGAAUUAGGUUUAAAAUCAAGAGUGCUGUCGACGAGAGGACGAAUCAUUCCCAAAGCAUUUGCUUUAUAUGCACAGUACAUGGUGGGGCUACCGUUUUGUUUACAUUUGAAUGAAGACUUGUCCUUUAACACAUUCUCUUGUGUGGAUUUUGAACAGUAUUUCUGUACAUUUAAUAAAUGGACUAGUAUCUUAUUUAACCA